UAGUAGGAAAUUUAUGCAUUUUGGAUCGGAAUUUAGAGGAUAGGAUCAGGAGACAGAAUUGGUAUAUUUAUAUAAAUAUACAUACAUAAAAUACGAAUAGAGAUGAUUACACUCUAAUAUUAUUUAACAUUAUGAAAGAUGCUAUACAUUUAUAAAUCUGUAAAUUAUUAGAGAAGAGUAGGGUUAUUACGGAUGUUGGAAAAGGAACAUCUAAAGAAAUGAGGCCAUUUAAAAAAAUAUAUCGAUUGUAUAGAGGGCAGGAAAACAGGAUGUGGUUAAGAUCCCCUGUGUCCAUUCCGCACCCGCAAGCAGGAUCGCUGACAAUUCCAAGCUUAGAGAGAUGUGCUGGUGUAGUAACAUGUCCAAGUCUCAUGCGCGUUAAUAUGCUAGUAGCAGUCUUACCAAGUUUAGCAUUACGAAACCAUGGCUUUAAAGGAAUAGUAGGUUGUAUUGUAAAAUAGUAUUUUCCUUUUAUUUGUGCACUACUUGUCCAACUUGUAAGCCAUUCACUUCGCAAAUCGCACAAUGGUAGAGAUAGCAAGUCCUGGCUAUAACAUUUAUAAGGAACCACGUCACCACAAUGCACUGCCUCUUUGGCUAACUGGUCGGAUUUUUCAUUUCCUUGAAUUCCACAGUGACUCGGGAGCCAUGCAAACUCUACCAUGUAUCCCAUUUUCAUGAAUUUAUUUAGAAAAUUCCUUAUCUCAAAUAUUACAGGAAAAUAUGAUUUAGUACGGAAAGGGAAUUUAUUUAGGGCUUGAAGAGCACUCAUUGAAUCGGAAAAUAUUACAGUUUUUCGCAGUUUCAUAACAAAGAUAUAUUCAACAGCCUUUAAUAAACCAAUACAUUCUCCGGUAAAAACAGAUGUCUCCGGAGGAAGUUUAGUUUUUUGGACAAUAGAAAACUGAGAGUGGAAUACUCCUACACCUGUACACUCAGACGGAGAGGACUUAGAAGCAUCAGUGAAUAUAUGAUGAAAGUCGUCAUAUUCAGUAUCUAUAAUUGAUUUGAAGGUUAUACUUGGGUGUGCAUGGUUUUUAUCAAUUAAAUCAUAUUGAAUAGUUGGUGCUAUUUCUAAGGCAUCAUAAUCAAUAGUAAAAAUGGGAAGAUGGUUUGAUCGGUGUAUAGGUGAUUGUAUACUUAUAUACUUUCGAUAACUAACUAUCAAACAUGGGAGAGAUUUAUGUGCCCAGUAACUUGCUGAUGUUAUUUCUUCAUUCAAAGAACAAAGUAGAUUUAUAAGAGGAUGGUUGGAAAAUUGAAGUAAACGGAAUAGAUAUCUGUCAGCAAGAAGUUGUCGUCUAAUGUUAAGUGGGGGUUCACAAGUUUCAAUUUGCAAUGCAUUAAUUGGGCUGGAUCUCAUAGCACCAGUUAUUAUUCGUAACGCUUUCGACUGAACGUUAUCUAGCUUUUUCAGUGCAGUAGAAUUGGCAGGUUCUAGGAGAAAACUUCCGUAGUCCAGUACACUUCGGAUUAAUGCAUUAUACACUAGUUUUAAGGAUUGCGGAUGGGCCCCCCACCAAACUCCUGAAAGACAUCGGAGAAGAUUUAAAAGUCGUUCAGUUUUACUUAUAAUAAAAUCACAAUGUGCACUACCGGUAAGUUUGGAAUCCAACACGACUCCCAGAAAUUUUACUUGGGGUUCAAUGGGAAUUAAUAUAUUAUUAUAAUAAAUUCUAACGGGAGGGGGAAUCUUCUUUCGUGAGAAUAUUACAAUAGUACUCUUUGAAGCAGAUAAUUCUAGACCGUUAUCGUUCAUCCAAGAACUCAAAGAACGUAAAGCUGAGUUAAUAUGCAAAGAAGAAUUAUCUAUGUGACGGUUUGUAGAAUAAAUCAAUAGAUCAUCAGCGUAUUGCAACAACUUAAUAUUAUUUUCAAAUAAAGUGUCAAAAUCGUGAGUAUAUACACUGUAAAGUAAAGGACUAAGAACUGAUCCCUGGGGCAAGCCUCUCCAUACAGUUCUUUGUAUUUCAAGACUAUUCGGUAAGCUAAUUAUUAAUUUUCGUUCGGCUAGUAUAUUCAUAAUAAAAUUUGUUAACAUUUGAGGAACCUCUAGUAUCUCUAGUUUACUUUUCAAAACUGAUAAUAAUACGUGAUCAUAUGCAGAAUUUAUAUCCAAAAAUGCUGCUACUACGGAUUCGUUAUAUGUGAAAGCCAGACGAAUGUCAGUUGAUAAAAUACUUAAAUUGUCCAUUGUACUUUUUCCUUUUCUGAAUCCGUAUUGUGUUUUGGAUAGCAUGCCUCUGCUUUCUAAAUACCAUUCAAGGCGAUUUUUUAUCAAAAGUUCAGCUAGUUUAAUUAAAACAGUUGCUAAAACUAUUGGACGGUAUGAAGAUGCAUGUGAUGGUGGUUUAUUAGGUUUGAGUAUGGGCAACACUAUUUGUGAUUUCCAUGACAGAGGUAUGUCACCUGUUAUCAUGAUAGUGUUGAUAAGUUGCAAGUAAUAGGUUAAGAUGUUAUCACUAACAUUUGCGAAAAACGAAUACGGAAUUCCGUCUGCCCCAGGGGCAGAAUCUUUAUAGUCGAAAACAGCACUCUUAAGUUCUUGAAGGGAGAAAGGACGAUUCAAUCCAGAGCUACUACUCAAUUGUAAAACCUGUGAAGUGUUGAGCAUGGGAAUGGGAGUCCACGGUGGGGCCAAUUUGUCCAUAUAAUCGUUAACUAUUGCAGGAGGCAUAGUGACAGGAGAGGAAGUAUUAUAGGCGGAUUUAAAUCUUUUUAUGUUACGCCAGACCAGGGUAGCGGGCGUGUCUGGUGAAAUAGAACUGCAAAAAUUUCUCCAGCUUUCGAAUUUUUUCUUUUUAAAUAAUUUUUUAGUUUCUGCAACUACUUUACUUAAGUUAUCAUAGUUAAAUUCUGUCAUAUUAGUAUUGUACAUGAUUUCUGCCUGCUUUCUCUUCCUCACAGCCUCAGAGCAAUCCUUGUCCCACCAAGGAGGAGAUGGUAUUUUCAUGUGGGUGUUAUUUUUAAUAGGAAACAAUUCUAUGGCAGCUUCAUUUAAAAUACUAGCUAAUGCCUCUGCACAACUGUUUUCAUUACCGGGAGUGAUAAUAGGGAGAGAUGAUAAUUUAUUUUCAACAGAAGAUUUGUACUUAUUCCAGUCAUUAGAUUUUUUAUCUGGUAAAUUAUAUCUUCUUGUGGUUUUCCAUCUAAAGUUAUGAGGCUUUUUAAAGGGUAAAGAUAUAAUAAUAGGAAAAUGGUCACUUCCAUAUGCAGAAGGAAGAGUAUGCCAAGAUAAGGAAGAAGCUAGAUUUGUAGUACAGAUUGAUAAGUCCACAGCACUUGCAUUAAGGUUAGGACUGGUGAGGCGAGUGGGGGAACCUGUAUUCAAAAAGCAUAAGUUAUGUGAUUCCAUUAUAUCUAACAAAUUUUCACCAUAAUUGUUAGUAACUGUACAUCCCCAUGCUUGAUGGUGACAGUUAAAAUCUCCUAGUACUAGAAAGGGUUUAGGGAGAGAUGAAAACAUGUUAUUUAUUUCAUUAAAAAUUGGAGAUGAUGGGCGAGAUAAAUAAAUAGAUACUAAACAUAUGUUAUGAACUUUCACUGCAAUCAUUGAAAUUUCUUCACUAUGUCUUAUUAAGGUAAUGGGUUCAUAAAUAACACCAUUUUUAAUUAGAAUGGCUACUCCACCAUAGCCAUCCAUUCUAUCUUCUCUAAUAGUAUGAUAACCAUUAAUUUUAAAAUUUCUUUGAGAUGUAAGCCAUGUUUCAGACAAGGCUAAAACAGAAGGCUCUAAUUUAUUUAUUAAAUGAAUAAUUUCAUUUUUUUUGCUUAGGGCACUACGGCAGUUCCACUGUAUUAUCUUGUCUGUUUGUCUGUCCAUUGAUGAAUUGAAUGUUAUUUUUAGUAAUCUGAGCAGCGUUGGACGGUGGAAGGAUAUUGAAUUGAGUAAACACAUUGAAGAGAGCAUUAAUAAAAUCAGGAGGGAGUUGAUUCACUGAGGAUGUUCUGUCAUCACUUGUACUAAGACCACAGCCAUUGUUAGGGGUAGGAAUUGCAAAUUCCUUCAAUAUAGUAUUAUGGGCUAUGGUAUCAUAGCCUUUUGAAAAUGCAGGCAUAUUACGCGGUUUCUUAAAAAUAGUUUUUUUAUAAGAUGUUGUGUGGUUUAUGUUACUAUUAGAUAAAUUACUAAUCAUAGGUUCAUUUACUAUUUUUGUGGAAGGGGUCAUUAAAGUAUCAGCAUAGGACCUAGAUAUGGGUGGAAGUAAUUUUGAUGCUUCUGCGUAUGAUACACAGUUUUGUGCCAUGUAUAAUUUUAUUUGGGAUUGCCUAACAUAUUCCGGACAGGAUUUAUUAUUGGCGUAGUGAUGCCCAUCACACCAGCAGCAGAGCGCAUCUUCCUCUGUGAUAUUGCAUGAGUCACCUGUAUGAUUUUGACCACAUUUAAAACAUCUAGGUUUAGAUCUACAUUGAACUUUAGUAUGUCCGAAACGGCAGCAGUGAUAACAUUGGAUUGUAGGAAAUAUAUACAGAUCCACAUUGAGUGCAUUGUAACACAUGAAAAUUCGUUUUGGUAAAAUUUGGCCAUCAAAGGUUAAAACUAUAGUUUGGGAUGGCUUCCAGGUAGGAGUUCCAUCUACAAAGGAUUUAUAAUUUAGUCUCCUUACUUUCAGAAUUUCACCACAACCUAUGGGAACAGAAAUAUUACUUUUAACUUCCUCCAGAGACCACUCUGCAGGGACACCUCUAACUAAACCCAUUCGUGUAAUGUUAAAUGUUGGAAUAUAUGCUUUUAAAUUAUUUUUUGACCAACUACUAUGAUUGAUGAAAUUAUUUGCAUCAGUAAAUUUUGAGAACGAAACUUGCAUUUUAUUUCGCCCAAUCUUUUUUACGCUUCCAUUAAUUAUAUUGUAAAAAGAGUUUUGUUUGAGAAAUUUACCAAACGACAUGGGAUGCAUUGUGAUUCCGUCUGAUGAUGAAUCUUGCUCUCUCUGUACAUGCACUACAAAAGGUGAAGCAUCGGUUUUGUCAUAAAACUUCCUACCUAUAGGAAUCAGUACUGGGGAGGGUAUGGACACAGGAGAAGUUUUAGAGUCAUUGACACUCAGGCUAUUUGAUUCUUGUUGGACUGGCGUUGCGGUGGAUUCAUAGCAACUGCAAUCUGUAACUUUAGGUUCUGACGAGGAAUGUUUGCGCCUUUUUUUGUUGCAAUGUUUGCAAACAUGGAGCCGGCUCCGUUUUAAUGUGCGACUGGACAUGGAACCAUCUGUUUCCAUACCAGAUUCAUUAUUUGAAGUAAUGGUAACAAAAUUACUAGCCGGGGGGACACAUCCCCCCGGCUCCGGGGGGACGUUCAUACAACUAUAAGAUAAUAAUCAAAUUUUGACUUACCAAGGCAGCAGGGACAAUAAAUAAAGAAAUACACUAAAUAUAUAUACAAUAUUAAUAAACAAACCUAUCCGCUGAUCACUAUUUUAACUUCUAUUAAGUAAAUAUUUUCAGAUGCCAAAAGAACGCGUCCGCCAAGUUGGAAGUUUCCCGCGCUUUUCUUAAACAGACUUUUACUGGUCAGUGAACUAAGUGACAUUGACAGCUUGAAUAACGUUUUAUCAAGUGAUAUUAGUGAUGACAAUAUUCUGCCUAAACUGCUCAAUAAUACAUUAAGUUUUAAACCGCUUGUUAAAUAUUUAAAUAAUUCAAAUAUAACGUUAUAAAAUUUAUCAACACAGAAGAAUGGGGAAAACUUUGAACGAAGAAAGGAAAACCUUCCUGGUCCGGCAGAAAAGGGCCAGAACCCAGUGCCGUAAAACCAAAAUAGAAAAAAAAAAAAAACGCUUUAAAGCCUCAGAUUGAGCGGUCUCCAUAGGAGAUCCUCUUCCGCCACUUGAUUUGCCCAUUUGAGCAGCAGUAAUUAAAUCAAAAGGGCUUUUUUCUUAUUUAAAUAAAUAAAAAUUUAAAAACCGCGCCUUCACUUUUCAAUUUCGCGCCCUUUUUUGACAUUUGUUGAUGUGUGAGUCAGUAUUGCAAUAGAUGGAAGAAUGAGAUACCAUUAUCGAGUUGUAGCUGAGUACAAAAAGGAUAAAAGAUCAUGUUUUGAUUCAUAAAUAUAACUAGGUUUUAUGUUCCGUCUGCUAUAGUAUUAUAUGUCUGUGGCAUGCAAUUAAAAACUAUUUUUUAAUAAUUCCAAAAAGAAGUAUAACUUCUCACGCGCGUACUUAAGUACACGCACCCAUAUUUUUUUAACACAGUUUGAAUUAACUUUGAUUAUUUCAAAUAAAACUAUAGUGAAACGAAAGCUUUAAUAAUUUUUCAACAAUAUAUAAUUAUAUUACUAACGAUAAAGCCCGUCACAGACGUAGCUAUAAUAUAUAUUAAUAUGAAUCACAGCAAGACAUAUUACAACAUAUUUUCAAUAUAAAUUUUCGAGUGACCGCACACGCAGUUAUAAUAUAUAUUUCUAAGGCGUCACCAAAAUAUGUCGACAGAUAUAUUUCGGUAUAUUACGGUACAGUACGGCCGCAGACCGAGUGAGGGCAAAAUAUAUAUUAUAGUAUAGCUUCCGUCUGUGGUAGUUUGCUAUAAGAUAAUAUAUAUUUCGAUAUAUUAAUAUAUAUUAUAGCUACGUCUGUGACGGGCUUAACAUAUAAUUAAAACAUUUCGAUCAAUGCCAACUUAAAGAAAAAACACUUGUUAAUUUUCUGUCACUGAGUUGGUACGAUUGCACACAUCAUACGAAAGCGGCAUAAUGCUUAACGUUGAAUGUUUCAACUACAGCAACGCUUCGCACAAUCGAGCACUCUCAAAAGUAAGGGUACGGCCAGAGUGCACUCAGAUUCAGAUUCAGACUCAGAAAAUAAACGCGAAAAAUAUACAGUGUAGUCGAAGCAGGUUGCCUGCUUUUUCUCGCGCUUUGUUUUCUGAGUCUCAAUCUGAAUCAGGUACAAAUAGCGCGCGCUUUCGCGACUUCCUGUUACACACUUCCGUCCCAUUUCACGAAAUCACUCCCACAAAUUGCAGGAAAGCGAGAUGAAAGAUGUUACACAUCGAAAAUGGAGCCUUUAAAAAAGUGACCUACUACAAAGGCCUCGGGUCUUUAUGUCACUGUCAAUGUCAUAUCCACGUGGGUGUCAUGUGCCACUGUGCCAGUGUCAACUUGUUCUCUUAUUGGUCUGUGGCCAGUGUCAGUUCAACAAGUUCAACAUUCCUUCUUUAGAAUUAAACUUAAAAACGAAGAACCGUGUGUCCGGUGCAUAGUGUGCAAAUUCGCUCAAUUAUUAAGUAAAAUUGUACAUAAAAAUCAAGUUGACGACAAAACCGCGAAAGUGUUCAAAUUUCUAUUUAAUUUCUUUACUUGAUUUGUGUUUUGCAAUAAAAAUAAACAAAAUGACUCAUUCUUCAGGAUCUACAAAAAAUCUUAAAAAUGGUAUCAUUGAUUUUACAGCAGGAUCUCUAGGUGGAGUGGCUGUAGUAUAUGUGGGUCAGCCGUUGGACACUGUCAAAGUAAAAAUGCAAACUUUUCCUCAUCUUUAUAAAGGAAUGUACCAUUGUCUGAAACAAACUUUAAGAAAUGAUGGUUUCAUAAGAGGUUUAUAUGCUGGCACAACACCUGCAAUCAUGGCUAAUGUUGCUGAAAACAGUGUUCUGUUUGCGGCAUAUGGUUAUUGUCAGAAGUUUGUUUGUAACAUAACAGGCACAGAGAGUGUUGAUCAAUUGUCAGCAGUUGGGAAUGCAUCAGCGGGUUUCUUAGCUGCAUUUUUCUCAUCAUUUACUUUGUGCCCAACUGAACUCAUCAAGUGUCAAUUACAAGCCAUGAGGGAAGUCAAUGUACAAAGCUCCCAAACAGCUGUCAAAGUGACGCCCUUGCAAUUGACGCAACAAAUAUUCCGUCAAUAUGGUAUACAAGGCUUGUUUAGGGGCUUGGUGCCCACAAUAAUGCGAGAAAUGCCGGGAUACUUCUUCUUUUUUGGUGGAUACGAAGGUACCAGAGAAUUGCUGAGGAAGCCUGGCCAAGCUAAAGAUGAAAUCGGUUUUCUUAGAACCAUGUUGGCGGGCGCCGUCGGGGGAUUAGUACUAUGGACAGUUAUAUUCCCAACUGAUGUCAUAAAAUCUAGGGUCCAAAUAUACAAUUCUACAGAGAAACAGAAAUUCCUAACAGUUGGCUAUGAAAUUGUUAAAAAAGAAGGUGUGUUGGCUUUAUACAACGGCUUAAAGCCCACUCUUGUAAGGACGAUUCCUGCUACAGCCGCUUUAUUCGUGCUCUACGAAUACUCUAAGAAACUCAUGCAUCAAUCAUUCGGGGACUGACAGUAUUGUGCGUGCUUAAGAAGAAUUCAAUUAUAUAAACAUACUAUGUUUAAGAAAUUAGUUCAAAUUAUUAAAAUGUUAAUGUUGAUCGUGUUAUAUUUAUGUUUACGUCUAAAAUUACAGAAUUGACUUAUUGAAAUUUAUUUGUACGUUGUGCCCCUCUUAGUAUCGAAUUUUGAUCACGUAGCAAGAAGAGCUAUGAGGAGCUCGAUGGCACAAGUGGUUAGCGCUUUCGGCUGCGAUCGUUGAAGUUAAGCAACUUUCGCAGUGGUCGGUCAUUGGAUGGGUGACCAAAAAUUUACUAUCUCGAGCUUCUCCGUGCUUCGGAAGGCAUGUUAAGCCGUUGGUCCCGGCUACAUCUGCAGUCGUUAGCACUCACCAUUCGCACUGGGCCCGCGUGGUGGGUCAUGGCCCAAUCUCCCUAUUCCAUCCAUAAGGAAGGCCUGUGCCCUAGCAGUGGGGACAUUAAUAGGCUGGUGAUGAUGAAGAGGAGCUAUAGUCUUAGAGCAAAACGUUAAAGAAACUUAUUUAAUUGCAGUGAGUCUGUUGUGAUAUGUGUCCUGCAUUAUGCAUUUUAAAUUAAUCUUACAUUCGCCUUCGCCAAAUGUUAU
This is a messenger RNA of Chilo suppressalis (striped riceborer), 8855 nucleotides long. NCBI's taxonomy places the organism in Eukaryota, Metazoa, Arthropoda, Insecta, Lepidoptera, Crambidae. The record is from the annotation of a GenBank genome assembly.